GUGGAAGUAGAAUGAAGAGUGCACUGAGUGCAGACUGCAGACCUAGCACUGGGUGUAAUUCAACUUUUUUUUUUUAUCGUAGAAUAUGGUUCUGUACUUCUAAAAAUGCAGCUUACUAAGGCCGGUGUCACACUUGCGGAAUAAUCGCGACGUGUAGCGAUUUUAUUUUUUCCGUGCGGAAAUUCCGCUGUAAUGUGUCCAGUAGUAUUUAAAUAUAUGAAUUUCGAUAUUGCGAAAAUUCCGCAAAUGUGACACCGGUCUAAAGGAUUGUACAGUAAAAACGCCUAUGAACCUUUUGUUGUUUAUAUCCCAUUGGGAUAUUGUAAGUAAAUUAAAAUAUAUCUAAUAUUUUUCGUUAAACAACAAACCUUUUCUUAAGAAUAGUGAAAAUUCAUAUUCUUCCAAACUCCGUUUGAAAAGAGCUAAGCAUAUCCUUAAACUGUUUUAUUUCCCGAUACCGGAAUCAAAAUAAAAAUUGCCUUCCAGCAUAAAACGACAUAGGUACCCGUCAUUGCCCAUUAUCUGGAAUUACCUCUAUUUACCCGCUCCAAAAAUGUGAUGUUCUAUCGUUUCAUUAAAUACCUACUUAAUGCAAUUUUAUCACAGUUAAAUUAGUGUUUAUGUACACUUGGAUUAUAAACACGUAACAUUAAUAACCUGACAACGUCUUUUUGUUUACAUUUUUUACUAAAAGUUUGCGUUAGAUAAAUAUCUAAUAUACAGUUCAUUUACAUCUCGAUUGCAUUGCACGCGUCAUUACGUCCGAACCGAAAAUGGACAAAAGCCCAACGGACCAACGGUCCAACGGUCAGUGGACGUCGUUAUCCAAAAAGAUAUCUCUCAUGUUCGUGCAGUCCAUCCUCACAGCAGUGUUCGUGUUCGUCCUGUUGAUUGCCGCGUAUCUGCUGUAUUUGCGGUACAAGUCCAUAGCGGUGCAGCCUACUGCGGGCCGCUCCUUCUACGACGACGAAAACGGCUCGGCCUUCCGUGAAUCGGAGCCGGCGGUGCAGAUCGUCAACGUCACUGCAAGAGAGUUUUGUUCGGUCGUGUCCAGGGACUUAUACUCGUUGAAGCAGAUGGGUUACGUGGACGACGACAACCGAGUGUCCAAGCUCCUGUCUCUGGACCUCGGCGGUGCCCAAGACGUGCACUACGUGUUUGUUAACACCACGCACGUACCGUGGACGGUCGCCUGUUCGCUGGAGUCGGCCCUGGGUGCUAUUGGCCACGUCGGCCGCGUAAAUGUGUUCGUCGUCAAUGGAAUGGAAUUCGACCGAAUCGAUAACAAAUGCGGCCUGACGCAACCGGUAUCACUGUUGUCGAGCCUUGUCGAUCUGACAGCCAAGUACGGCAACCACCGGUUGAACGUGUUGCACGUAAACCUAGACGAUUUGCUGGAGUAUUCGCCGUUUCAGUGCAUGGGCCUUAACAAGCGUCCCGCACUUGCCAAGUUUGCGGUUCAACUAGUGCUUCUCUGGCAAUUCGGAGGUACCGUGCUGGACGGCGACAUGGUGGCAAUCCGAGGGUCUGUGUACCGUGCCACCGACACGGCGGUCGAGUACGGUGACCGAACCGUCAGUUCACCCGCCACCUGUCACCCGUUCGUGUACGAUGCUAUGGUGUGCACCAAGAGCUACGCGUCACUUUACAGGCCAUUCAUGGCCGACACCAGUGUUAAGAUCUUUGAUAAGGCGGUUGAAUGGUCAGGACGCGGUUUCAAUGACGUUCGGCGUGUCAAUGACAAUGUGUUAUGUCGAGACGGCUUGGCCAAUGGACAAUGCUAUUACAUAGAAAAGGCCGACGUCGACUUCGUUCACCGUUACUGCCCCACAGUCUAAAAAAUACUUCAAAAUGCAUUAGGCUAAGAUUUGUGCUUAGAAAUAUGUUACCUACCAACCAAAAUAAUGGAAGAUACGUAAUAAACGAUGAACGGCAAGUAAAGAAUAAUCGUAGCAGUGCACAUGAAAAGGAAACUAAUAACGGCAGUAAAUAAAAAACGGAUUAAAUUCCAUAAAAUCCUCUAAGAUGACAUAGUCUAUAUGAACUAUAGGCAUUAUGCUACAAGAUCUACGUUAUACAAUCAAUUGUUGCCGUACUUCUUCAAUGUCAAAUCGGCCAUGCUCUACGAAAAUGACACCUGUAGGAUGCUCAGUAGACAAAAGCAUUCAUCGUCAAAAGCACAGGUAGUAAUGGCUCUCUAAAGUGUAUCAAAGCAAUGAAAAAUGAAACAAGUGCUGAAAAGUAUCGAACUAUAAGUUUAAUUUCUGAAAUAUAAACUCAAAAACCAUCAAGAAUCUCAAAUUUCGUGAAAAAUACGUAGACUCUGUGUGAAAGUAGAAGUUUGAGUUUUAUUAGUUAGCUUCAAAUUUAGGUGAGAAGUUAUGAUGGCCCAUAAAUCAUAAUUUUUGUCUACACAAAAUAUUCAUGGAGUCCUUAAACUCUACAUAUAAUACUGUAUAGUUUAUUUACAUAAUUAUAUAAAGUAUAGUUGUAUGAUAGAUAAAAUAGAAAGCAGAAAGAAGUAUGAAUAAUAGAUUUAUCCGUCUUUCCCUUUAAGGCUUUAAAUAUAUUAUAUUUUCAUAUUUAUGUAUAUGAUUUGACUGAAUAUUUCUUGAUUUGCUAAAUAAAUUAUUAUAAUUACCUAUUA
This is a messenger RNA of Aphis gossypii (cotton aphid), 2647 nucleotides long. RefSeq lists its product as uncharacterized. NCBI's taxonomy places the organism in Eukaryota, Metazoa, Arthropoda, Insecta, Hemiptera, Aphididae. The transcript is spliced from 4 exons. Bases 774 to 1838 code for a protein of 354 amino acids. The record is from RefSeq and is a predicted model, not a curated record.